AUGGACGAGCGUCUCCCAAAGCUGCCUCUCCUCUCAUCCUGCACCUCCCCGGGCCAGUCUCCUGGUAGCAGCGGGACAGAUGACAGCAGAGGGGCCAAAAGCCCUGCUCCUGGCAAGGCCAUGAGCCCAACCCUGGUGUGUAAGGUCUGUGGGGACACGAGCAGUGGCAAGCACUACGGCAUCUACGCAUGCAACGGUUGCAGUGGCUUCUUCAAACGCAGCGUCAGGCGGAGGCUCAUCUACAGAUGCCAGGCAGGUACUGGCAUGUGUCCUGUUGAUAAAGCCCAUCGGAACCAGUGCCAGGCCUGUCGCUUGAAGAAGUGUCUCCAGGCUGGCAUGAACAAGGAUGCAGUCCAGAAUGAGCGUCAGCCCCGCAGCACUGCUCAGGUGCGUUUCGACUCGCUGGACAUCGACCCAGAGAAAGAGCACCUGGCCACCACGCGAGAGCCCACCACCUGCUCCUCCUCCUCAUCUUCCUCGGCGUCAGCUUGUGCUUCCGUCGUCUCGCGGCCCUUCAUCGCCUCCGCCGUGAGCUCCUCGGCUCAGACGCAGCACGCCGCCUCCAGCCCCCAGAACAACCACCGCUUCAUGGCCAGCCUGAUGACCGCUGAGACAUGUGCCAAGUUGGAGCCGGAGGAUGUUGAUGAGAACAUCGAUGUGACAAGCAACGAGCCGGAGAGGGCGUCCUCAGACUAUCACAUGUCCCUGUACCAGUCCAGCAGCCCUGAGAACGUGUACGAGACCUCAGCUCGCCUCCUCUUCAUGUCUGUGAAAUGGGCCAAGAACCUGCCCGUCUUCUCCAAUCUGCCCUUCAGAGAUCAGGUGAUUCUUCUUGAGGAGGCUUGGAGUGAACUCUUCCUGCUGUGUGCCAUCCAGUGGUCACUGCCACUGGAGAGCUGCCCUCUACUCUCACUGCCGGAUCUGGCUCCCAGCAUGUCUUGCAAGACCACGCUACCUGGCGUGGAUGUGCGUUUGCUCCAGGAAAUCUUCAGCCGCUUCCGCACCUUGAUCCCUGACCCCACUGAGCUGGCCUGCCUCAAAGCAAUCGUCCUGUUCAAGCCAGAGGCUCGAGGUCUAAAGGACCCUGAUCAGGUGGAGAACUUGCAGGACCAAUCACAAGUGAUGCUUGGCCAACACAUCCGUGCACAUUACCCAGGCCAACCUGCCAGGUUUGGGAGGCUGCUGUUGCUGCUGCCAUCUUUGAGGCUGGUGAGCUCAGAGCGGAUUGAGCUCCUCUUCUUCCACCGCACCAUUGGGAACACGCCCAUGGAGAAACUCCUGUGUGACAUGUUCAAGAACUAG
This is a messenger RNA of Alosa sapidissima (American shad), 1302 nucleotides long. Its product is annotated as photoreceptor-specific nuclear receptor-like. Gene Ontology annotation, molecular function: RNA polymerase II cis-regulatory region sequence-specific DNA binding; zinc ion binding; nuclear receptor activity. The record is from RefSeq and is a predicted model, not a curated record. Bases 1 to 1302 code for a protein of 433 amino acids. The transcript is spliced from 8 exons. Lineage: Eukaryota; Metazoa; Chordata; Actinopteri; Clupeiformes; Clupeidae. Gene Ontology annotation, biological process: cell differentiation; anatomical structure development; negative regulation of transcription by RNA polymerase II.